GACGAACCCCGUUGUAAGCCAGGCAGCCACCCACCAUCGUGCGGAGCGUCGGUCCGCGCACUCGUCCGGGGGUGGCGGCAAGUCCUGCCGGAGCCAGUGCCCGCGCGUCUUUCGCGAUCAACGGACUGCGCGUACCAAAAACGGGAAGGUUCUCUUGCUCGCGUGUCAACCUUCGAAAUAGUGCGUGCCGUUCGUUAUCCUUCAAACCAAAACCCCUUUCUCUUAAUACCUUCUGAUAAUCUCAAUCUUACGUUUUAUCUAUCGUUUAUUUUCUAAAAAAGAAAGAAAAAAGAAAAAACUACUCCUUCCCUUUUCCCCAAGCAUGAAUCUGCCAAGAAGGACGUUCCUUCGUUCCCAAUUCGAAAAUAUCGCGAAUUAAUUCUGAACUUUAUUCUUGAACGAAAUAAAGUUAAGGCAAUUUUCUUAGUGCUAUUUCUGAUCGAAACGUUCAAGAUAAUGUUCGAAAUGGACGAUACACGAAUGAAUAUAUUUACUACGACCAAGUGAUACGGAUUAAGAUAACGACAGUGUUAUCUAUGAGAGUUUCCUGGAAAAUCUGCAAACGAGAGAACGUUUCUCUCGAGUGAAAAUUUGUGAAACUUCUGUGAAAGAUAUUUCGAAGGUAUUUCUUUCUUUGACCGAUCUAUCUCGCCGAGCGAUACACGAUCCUUUUUAUUUAAUAAAGCGAAUCUGGAAAUAUUAUUCUCGUAUUUAUGUGGAAAAGUUUUUUUGCUCUAUUCUACACUUUUUGUUCGUUGGCUAUAGUGUUUCUAUAUAAUGCGGACCACACGAUCGAUCGUCUUCGAAUGCGCUAUGUGAAGGACAAAUAAGCCUCGUGAUUUCGAAGAAAUGUGCGAAUUGUCCAAUGUUCGAUAAUUAUGUUACGCAGGACAAGUUGCUGAAAGAGUGCCGAGCGAAGCGAUUUAGCACGAAGUGAGUGUUUAGUAAAUUGAUCGGACGAAUGAACGAACGACAUAUCGGGCGUUCCUUCUUAUAUUCGUGAUUUAUGAGAUUUCAAAUAUAAAAAGAAGACUGGGUAACAAAACUUCGGGACAACAUAUAAAGUGAUCGUGAUUACAGAGUUCCUAGAGUGAUGAAAUUGAGACGUUUCCUGACAUAAAUCGCACAAGACUUAAAGCAAGAUGGACGAUCGCGUGGCUCGGAAGAACGUUCGCGUAGGUCGAUGGAUCUUCGUUAGCGCGUAAUUUUCUGUGAAAGUAUUAACGUAGCCGUGUAUCGCGUGCAUACGUUCGUACGCUCUGUCGAGUUUUUCGCUCUCUUCUCUACGAACGUGUGUCGAGCAGAAACGAUGCUGUAACCGUGCAGCUGCGAAGCGAGCUCACGACGGACACGAUGGCACUGUUGUUCGCCGUAAUCGUCAUCCUGGUCACCACUGCCAUGUCGCUGCCACCUGUCAUCAGAAUCGGUGCUAUCUUCACGGAGGAUCAGAAGGACAGUCCCUCGGAAUUAGCUUUUAAAUAUGCAAUAUAUAAGAUCAAUAAGGAUAAGACUCUUUUGCCAAAUACAACGCUGGUCUACGAUAUUCAAUAUGUGCCUAAGGACGACUCUUUUCGGACGUCAAAAAAAGCUUGUAAGCAGCUAUCGAGAUCCGUUCAAGGUAUUUUUGGACCUUCGGAUCCUCUUUUAGGAGCUCACAUACAGAGUAUAUGCGAAGCUUUGGAUGUACCUCAUCUUGAAGCAAGGGUCGACUUUGAGCCAACGUUCAAGGAAUUUAGCAUAAAUCUCUACCCGGCUCAAGAUCACCUCAACAAAGCCUUUAAGGACCUCAUGUCCUUUCUGAAUUGGACCAGAGUUGCCAUCAUUUACGAAGAGGAUUAUGGUUUAUUUAAACUACAGGAUCUUGUAAAAUCACCACCAUCGACAAGGACAGAAAUGUAUAUACGUCAGGCAGGACCUGGAUCUUACAGACAAGUUUUACAAGAGGUCAGGCAUAAGGAAAUUUUCAAAUUGAUCGUUGACACGGAUCCAGCGCACAUGCAACAAUUUUUUCGUGCUAUAUUGCAGUUACAAAUGAACGACUACAGAUACCACUACAUGUUCACAACGUUCGACAUUGAAACGUUCGAUCUGGAGGAUUUCAAGUACAACAGUGUCAACAUGACGGCGUUCCGCUUGGUCGAUCUCGAGGAAACCAAGGUCGCCGAGACGCUUCGACAGAUGGAACGCUUCCAGCCGAUUGGCCAUGCGAUUCUAAAUAAAACCGGUGUGAUCCAGGCAGAACCAGCUUUAGUGUACGACAGCGUACAAGUUUUCGCCCAUGGGUUGGCAGCAUUGGAUCGAAGCCACGACCUAAGACCCGCCAACUUGUCCUGUGAAAAAGAAGAGCCCUGGGACGAUGGUCUUUCGCUUUACAACUACAUCAAUUCCGCAGGCUUACACGGGUUAACCGGACGCAUAGAAUUCAACGAAGGCAAAAGAAAUAAUUUCAAAUUGGAUCUACUCAAGUUGAAGAAGGAAGAUCUUGUAAAGGUAGGCGAAUGGAAGCCUGGAAGCGGCGUUAAUAUCACGGAUGUGGGAGCCUUUUAUGAAACGACGGCGACGAAUAUCACGCUGGUCGUAAUGACAAGAGAGGAGAGACCAUACGUAAUGGUAAAGGAAGAUAAAAAUUUAACUGGAAAUGCAAGAUUCGAAGGAUUCUGUAUCGAUUUACUUAAAUGGAUUGCUGGACAAGUUGGCUUUCAAUAUGUUAUUCGUUUGGUACCCGACCAUAUGUAUGGAGUUUAUAAUCCUGAUACCAAAGAAUGGAAUGGCAUCGUACGCGAGCUCAUGGAGAAGAGAGCAGAUCUUGCAGUUGCUUCCAUGACGAUCAAUUAUGCCAGAGAAAGCGUAAUAGAUUUCACGAAGCCUUUUAUGAACCUUGGUAUUGGAAUCUUGUUUAAGGUGCCAUCCAGUCAGCCGACACGACUCUUCUCCUUCAUGAAUCCAUUGGCAGUGGAGAUUUGGUUGUACGUAUUGGCCGCGUACAUGCUAGUCAGCUUCACACUCUUCGUGAUGGCAAGAUUCAGUCCUUAUGAAUGGAACAAUCCGCACCCUUGUUUAGCGGAUAGUGAUGUCGUCGAAAACCAGUUUAGCGUUAGCAACAGCUUCUGGUUCAUCACCGGUACUUUUCUAAGGCAGGGCAGCGGGCUCAACCCCAAGGCGACCAGUACGAGAAUAGUUGGUGGAAUAUGGUGGUUUUUCACGCUCAUAAUCAUCUCCUCGUAUACGGCAAAUCUCGCAGCCUUUUUAACGGUUGAAAGGAUGAUAACGCCGAUAGAAAAUGCUGCCGAUUUAGCGGAACAAACCGAGAUAUCUUAUGGCACUUUGGAAGGUGGCAGUACAAUGACUUUCUUUAGGGAUUCGAAAAUUGGAACUUAUCAAAAAAUGUGGAGAUUCAUGGAAUCGAAAACUCCUUCCGUUUUUGUAAAAACUUACGAGGAAGGGGUAAAGAGGGUGUUGGAGGGUGAUUACGCGUUUCUCAUGGAAUCUACGAUGCUGGAUUAUGCAGUUCAAAGAGACUGCAAUUUGACACAAAUAGGAGGUUUAUUGGAUAGCAAGGGAUAUGGAAUAGCCACGCCGAAAGGCUCACCCUGGAGGGAUAAAAUAUCUCUAGCCAUUCUCGAGCUACAGGAGAAAGGUGUAAUACAGAUCCUCUACGAUAAGUGGUGGAAGAAUACGGGAGACGUGUGUAAUAGAGACGAGAAAAAUAAGGAAAGUAAAGCUAGCGCUCUAGGAGUCGAAAAUAUCGGUGGUGUCUUCGUCGUACUACUCUGCGGCCUUGCUCUAGCAAUCCUAGUGGCGAUUCUCGAGUUUUGCUGGAAUUCCAAGAAAAACGUUCAUUCCGACAGGUCACUCUGCGCCGAAAUGUUCUCGGAAUUGCGUUUCGCCGUGCGCUGUGGAUCGCGACAGAGGCCAGCUUCAAAAUCGCGGAAUUCCUCAGUCCCUGUAUCAUGCGGCCGUUGCAGUCCACAUGCUACUAGGAGAAGGACGAGAUAUUAUUCGAGUGGACACGAAGAGACCACCUAUGUACCCAGCUUGGAUAUACCUAGGUUAAAUGCAGGAGGGUGGUGCAUUGCCGAUGACGGAGAUGAAGAAAUCAUUGAGCUUCGAUCAAGUGGGGGUGGCCCGUGGCGGGAACACCUAGCACAGGCCUCAUCCUCAUCCUCGUCCUCAGCAACAGCAACAACAGCAGCCGCAACAGCAGCAGCAGCAGCCACCACAGCCAGCGUGCAAAGUCACACCUACGCACACACGUCACACACACUGCCACUCUCAUUCACACAAUCACAGCCACAGUCACAGUCACAGUCACGCGCACAAGCACCAGGCAGCCCCAUUGAAACAGAGACGGGGCUCUUCAGGCAUCGUCUUGGGUCAAGGUUAGAUGCGUUCGAUGUCGAUGACGAAGACUCGUUUCUCAGAGGUGACCACCCUGAAAGCAUCCUCUGGAGAUUCGAUUGCGAUCUAGGGGGUGAACCGGACGUGGUGAUCUCUCCGCCACCCCCACCACCACCGCCACCUUCUGCAGCGGUUUCAAGGACCACGACUCUUUGACCUAUACUAGAGGAGGUGCCUACAGGUGUGCCCGUCCAGAAUGAGCUGCCGACUCAAGCCUCCGUCGUGAUCAAUGUGAUCAAUCAAAAGGAGACGUGUUUAUAGCACACAUAGUCGGCGGAACGAACGAACGAACGAACGAAAUCCGCCGUGAUAUGCGCCGAACCAAGGAUGACCGAAAAUUCCUCCGUGACUCCUUGAACCUGCUGUUGAUACUGCCCCUGCUAAUGCCGCUGCUAUUGCCGCUGCUAUCGCCGCUGCUGACGUUACGUCAAUGGACAUGCGUUUCCGAACGCGUUAUCGCCGAUAAAGAGGCAGGUAUUCGUCUUCAAACUAUUCGAGAGAAAUCUUUCGUAGCAAUUCUUCGUUUUUGUAUUUUUCUGUUUUUUUUUUUAUUUAUUUAUUUACUUACUAUUUCUUUUCGUUGUUGUUGUUUUCCUACAAAUCAUCGAGACGUUAUCUUUCUCUCGAAUUCAGAAUUCAAAGUCAAUUAAGAAGAUGAAUUAAUAAUUACUGUCUAACUUAAUAGGGAUAAAAUCGUUCGCUAGAUCGACGAAUACCUGUGUCCGAUAGUAGAAACGAGAAUACAGAGGAACAAUGUUCGAAUAGAAAGUCAAACAUAUCGAUCGAAAUCUUUUAGUUUAUUUUUUAACGUUCGAUAAGGCGAACCGACGUAAAAACCGAUGAUUGAUUGAUAUUUGAUAGAAGAAUGGAAAAACUAUUCAUACAUUACUGUUUAUUACUUUGUUGUUGUAGAAACUUGUUGUAAAAAAAAAAAAGAGAAAAAAAGAAAAAAAGAGAAACAAAAAGAAAAAGCAACUCGAUCUCUCGAGUAUCGUUUUAUCGAAACGUUCGAGUGGGAUAAAUCGAAAGGAUGAGCCAAAAAAUAUACGUACGUCGUUGCAGUCGGACCAAAUUCGAAGCGAUCACUGCCAAGCUUAUAAAUUAUUAUUCGCAACGUCGAAUACGAUAUCGACGAAGCACGGACAAAGUUUAUAGUCUGACCGAUCGUGAAUUAUAAAGUUAGAGGUAUCGCUAAGAACGAUGGCCUAAAUAUAAUAGCUUUAGCUACGUUACGCAAUUAAUAAUCCGAUCUGUACGUCCGACUUCGGACUCUCGACGCACGAUUCAACGCAUUAUUCAAUGAAUUCGAAAAAUCGAUUACAAAGAUUUUCAUUCCGAAUAAAGCUUAUUGGCGUCGUAAUAAUAUCGUAAAAAUGCACAAUAACGUAGGGUUACUGAUAUUGGGCGAGAGCGAAUAGGUACUUCAAAAUUAUUCUGGAGGACCGAAGGAAUGCUCGAAUUUCGAAGGAAAUUAAAAGAAAAAAAAAAAAGGAAAAGAAAAAAUGAAAAAGAAAUUAAAAAAAAGGACAAAGACCAGAACGCGAAUUCAAUUUUCAAACGAAACUAAAUCCAUGGAAAAAGUAAUUCAAAAAUUCUAUAAUUCAAAUCGAUCGUGACUCGUUUCAUAUAUAUAUACAUAUAUAUAUACACACACACACACACAUACAUACAUAUAUUAUCUACAACUAAACUCGAUUCGAGCUUACAUACGUGAAAAAUGAAUUAAUGGAUCGUUAUCGAUUUCGACCAAAUUAGAUACACGUAUAUUGAAAAAAUGAAACGCGUUAAAAUUUUAAAGAGUCGAACUUAUCGGAUAUUCUCUUUUUUUUUCAAAUUCGAAUAUAAACGAUCACGUUUGCAAAUGUUUGCAUUCGUACAUCGAACGACGUUAAAAAACUAAAUAGAAUUUCGCGCAACUUUUUAAAAAUAUUUUAAAUGAGGGAAAAUCAUUUGAGAAAAAAUUUUCCUAUGGAGCAUUUUCGUAAUGAAGACGAUUAAACGAAUUUUCACGAUUCAUUAAGAAAAAGCUCUAAACGAAAACACUCGGAUCAGUAAUUAAUUCCUGGAAGUUAACUUUAGCUCUUCGAAUACGUUGGAACGAUAUCGUUUGCAUGUAUAACGACUUGUACAUAUGUAUAUAUAAAUAUACAUACAUAUAUAUAUAUACACACACAUAUAUAUAUAUAUCUUGUAUUAACAUACGUGUAAACCAUAGAUAAAAGGUGUGUUAGGUCGAUAAGAAUCUUAAUCAUAUUUUGACACGAUCGACGCGAAUUUAUUAUAUAUAAAAUGUUAAUAUAUAUAUAUAUAUGUAUAUAUAUAUAUAUAUAUUAUGUGUAUAUACAGCGAAUGUGUGUUUUUUCACGAAAGAUAAAAGAUAUUAGAAGAACGCAUGUACAACGACGAUUUAAAUCGCCCACUCGUUUUUUAAUGUUACGUCUGUGAGAAUUGUAUAACAUGAAUGUAUCAUGCGUAUCGUGCCAUUAUUUCUUCAAGAAUGAAAGAGUGAAAGAGUUGUGCGAAUGAGAGAGAGGUAGCUAAUUACACGAUUUGACAGAUUUAUUAGAUACGUUACAUUUCCUUUUUUUUUUUUCAAGAAAUAACAGCAUCUAUGUAAAAACGAUAACAAGGUAUUGUCUCAGAACGCAAUUUCACUGCGAGACGGUACUUUGAUUUUCGAAUUGGUGAGAUCUUGUAAAUCCGAUCUGUUAUUAACGUCGGGAGAAAAAAAAAACAAAAUAAAAAAACCGACAACAGAAAUAAAAAAAGAAAAAAAGAAAAAAAGGACAAAGCAUCGAAGACCGACUUAACAUCGUGUUAUCGACUUUUCAUAAUUAAACGGUAGUAUUGUGUAUAAUAAAAAAUAUACCAUCUCUUUUCUAAUUAA
Molecule: messenger RNA, 7285 nt
Organism: Vespula pensylvanica (western yellowjacket)
Lineage: Eukaryota; Metazoa; Arthropoda; Insecta; Hymenoptera; Vespidae
Product: glutamate receptor ionotropic, kainate 2
Exons: 19
Coding region: 1354-4554 (1066 amino acids)
Biological process (GO): monoatomic ion transport
Cellular component (GO): plasma membrane; postsynaptic membrane
Molecular function (GO): glutamate-gated receptor activity
Source: RefSeq, a predicted model, not a curated record